UGCCAAACUGGGCCGCUGUGGAUUGUGGGUACGUGAAGCUGUAGUUUCUAAGGUGGGGAGACUCCGCGAGCUUAGCGGGUACCGGACCAGUUCACCACUUCACUGCGCUUUAGACUACACGAGCCUAACGGGGGUCCCGGACCAGUUCACCACGCCAAGGGCUUUAAACUACACGAGCCUAACGGGGAUAUCGGACUACGUCACUGCGCUUGAAACUCCGUGAGCCAGCGGGUACCGGACCCGUUCACUAGUUUCCAGACUGUAAAAGUUUUGUUAUGCCCCGCACGGUCAGGGGAGACUAGCUAAGACGCCAGUCCUCGAGCGACGGCCCGGCCUGCACGUGUCCAGACUCAGGAAGAGUCUCCGAGAGAAGACAUGAGUUUGAACGAGCACUCGCUGCAGGCGCUCUCGUGGAGGAAGCUGUACUUGAGCCGCGCCAAGCUGAAGGCCACGAGCCGCACCUCCGCCCUGCUGUCCGGCUUCGCCAUGGUGGCCAUGGUGGAGGUGCAGUUGGAGCGCGACUACGUCUACCCUCCCGGGCUGUUGAUUGCGUUCAGCGCCUGCACCACGGUGCUGGUGGCCGUGCACCUGUUCGCUCUGAUGAUCAGCACCUGUAUCCUGCCCAACCUGGAGGCCGUCAGCAACGUGCACAACCUCAACUCGGUCAAGGAGUCGCCACACGAGCGCAUGCACCGCCACAUCGAGCUGGCCUGGGCCUUCUCCACUGUCAUCGGCACCUUCCUGUUCCUCGCUGAGGUUCUGUUGCUUUGCUGGGUGAAAUUCCUGCCCUUGAAGAAGCCGGGUGCCACCUCUGCCCCUCCGAAGGAGGAGAAGGGCAUCAGUGCGGGUGAGGCAGCGGCCUACGCCUCCACCUUCAUCAUGGUGCCUUGUGGCCUGGUCUUCAUCGUGUUCGCCGUGCACUUCUACCGCUCGCUGGUCAGCCACAAGACGGACCGGCAGUUCCAGGAACUGGAGGAGCUGUCUAACAUCACGCGCCUCCAGAACCAGCUGGACCACCGGGCCGAGGCGCCCAACGUGCAGGCCGUCAGCGUGGCGCCCAACAUGCAGACCGCCCCCGGGUUCUUCCCGUAGGGCUCAGGGCCCAGCCCUCCUCACGCACAGGACGCUGGUCACGCCCCCCUCGCGCUACAGAACGCCCCUUCAUCAGAACGUGCCUCCCCUCCCGAUCAGAACACUUGUGCCUGUCGGGGAAGAGACCGAGCCUAUGCGUGGGGCAAUGCUCUGAACAUGAGACAAAGGGAGGACAUUCAGAACUCAGUAUUCUGAUGAAUGUUCUGUAUAUGUAAGAUUAAAAAAAAAAAAUUCUUCCAUUUUAUUUGGUAUGUUCAGACGGCAAGGCUGCAGUGUGGUUUAGUUCUAGGUUACAUGUUGCUGGUUAGCUUUAGGUGUUUUUGUGUGAACGUGCCUGUGGAUCUGUUUACAGACACGGUCUUUCACCAUCACCCCUGUGGCUGGACAAUGUCCAUUAUUCUUUAGCAAAGACCUGCUGCCAUCCUGGUGACUGGGUGAGAGAAACGCCUUCCAAGCCUGCAUGAUGGGUGGAGUGCCAUGAGAGCACUUCAUCAGUCGACUAUGUUUCCAUUGUACUGUUCCUGUUUAUACUAUAUUUUUCCAUUUCUUAUUUAGACUUAAACAGUGCAGCUAUACUGUACCAUGCAAUCAUACAGUAACACAGUCAUACAGUAAUUAAGAUGAAGCAGUAGGUGCUUCAGGCUCCAUAUUAAAGACGUCAGAGUGAUGUGUUUAGAAAGACAUCUCUUGCUCUCACUCACACACACACACACACACAAAGCUAAGGAACAGGAACAAAGUACCAACAUUCAGCCAGUGAAUGUUAUGAAAUAACUGAAAUUCAGAAGUCCCCUGCCUGCCUUACCACAGUCCUGUUUGAGGAGUGUUUUAGGUACAGUAGCCAUGUCUGUUGUAACCCUAACUGAUCCAGAUCUUCAUCUACAGAAUACACACGACACCCGGAUGUACUGUAAUGAACCGUUAACAUGUUCUGUAGUCAUAGUCCAGCUGAGAGGGUUUGACACGUUAACAACAUCCCGCAUCUUGAUCUGUAGGCAUGUGCACGUGGCUGGUUGUAGUCUGUGCAAGUUCAGGCACUGGGAAUCUUUCACCCCAUCACAGAGUAAGGAUGUGACACGUUUCAAGCACUUCUUAAAAUUCCUCAAAUAUUUUAAAAAAAUGUUUAGUUUUGUUUCUGGUUUGGCGUUCACUCUACAUCCUUGGUGAUAUUUCAGCACAUCUGUUCUGUACAUGACAUAUUAAAGUAGGAUUAGAGAGUAUAGUUUAAAAAAAUUAUGAAUAUAGAAAUGAUUAAUAAUUUUCCUUUAGUUUUAUUUAUUACUAUUAUUCUUAUUAUUAUGGAAAGCAUGUAUUUUAUGAUAUUUCCUUUGUGUAAGUUUUGCUGUUGCAUGCUGAGUUCCCUUUAAGGUGCAGAAGACUGAGCAGAGCUGUCCAGACAACACGGUCAGGAUCUGAGCUUGCAGAAAUCAAGCACCCUGUUCCAAUCAAGGUCACUUAAUGAAUGAAUGAUUUAAAACAAAAGAAUUAAAUAAUUACACAGUACAGCUUUAAGAAAAAAUAACAGUAAACAAAGUGAGACAACUGAAGUUAUGAAAGCACUGGAGCGGAAUUCUCUCUCAGCCUUUCACGCAUUUACGCCACCUGAAGGGGUCGGCCUGUUUUAGAAUAUUUCAAGGACUCUAACCUUAAAGAGAAUCAAAUGAUUGAAGAGUGAGCAAGCUUCUUUCUGACAGAUCCCAGAUCACUCCUAAGAUCUCUGAUUGCCGUUGUCAUACUUGACCCUUCUGUUGAAUGUUGCACCUCGGCUCAUUUGUUCAGGCUUUUGAUGUCGUAAAUUCAUGGUAUAUAUGUGAAUCAGUGUCUGUCUGUUUGUGCGUGUAGAUUUUUGGGCUGUUCAUUUGCUCAUAAAUCAUGUCUAAUGGGAAGAUCUGACUCUGAUCUGGACUCUGACUCUGAUCUGAAUUUACAUGGUUGCUGAUGUUUUCCUUUGCUUAUUUGCAUGUGAAAAGUGUCUCUGCCCCUAAACCCAAAUACAGUAUAUAACCUGUACAUCA
This is a messenger RNA of Electrophorus electricus (electric eel), 3107 nucleotides long. RefSeq names its product ORAI calcium release-activated calcium modulator 1a (gene orai1a). Gene Ontology annotation, biological process: store-operated calcium entry. Gene Ontology annotation, cellular component: membrane. The record is from RefSeq and is a predicted model, not a curated record. Gene Ontology annotation, molecular function: store-operated calcium channel activity. NCBI's taxonomy places the organism in Eukaryota, Metazoa, Chordata, Actinopteri, Gymnotiformes, Gymnotidae.